ACGCUUCGGUCGGGGGAUGUUUAUAAACUCGUGUUGUCUCUAGCAUCUUCUUUUUCUCUCACUCACUUCAUCUUCCUCUUGUCGGAAAAUUCUAGUCUCCAGACGAACGUUCCUCUCUCUCUCUCGGGCUCUUGAAUCGUGAAAAUGGCUACCUUCGGUGCGACGGCUAAUACUAAUCCCAACAAAUCCUUUGAGGUUACUCCGUCACCAGCAGAUUCAAUCAGCAGCUUGACCUUUAGCCCCAGAGCCGAUAUCCUUGUCGCCACUUCUUGGGACAAUCAGGUGAGGUGUUGGGAGAUAUCCCGUAGUGGGAACAAUCUAGCAAGUGCUCCUAAAGCAUCCAUAUCCCAUGAUCAGCCCGUCUUGUGUUCCGCUUGGAAAGAUGAUGGAACCGCUGUCUUUAGUGGUGGUUGUGAUAAGCAAGCCAAAAUGUGGCCCUUGUUGUCUGGUGGUCAACCUGUUACUGUUGCUAUGCACGAUGCUCCUAUUGUUGACAUGGGCUGGAUCCCUGGGAUGAAUCUCCUCGUUACUGGAAGCUGGGAUAAGACUUUGAGGUAUUGGGAUACAAGGCAGCAAACACCUGUGCAUACCCAACAGCUUCCAGAUAAAUGCUAUUCUUUGUCUGUGAAACACCCUCUCAUGGUUGUCGCAACUGCUGAUAGGAAUCUCAUUGUCUACAACUUGCAAAAUCCUCAGACUGAGUUCAAGAGAGUGGUGUCCCCACUCAAGUACCAGACGAGGUGUGUUACUGCCUUCCCUGAUCAGCAAGGAUUUUUGGUUGGUUCAAUUGAGGGGCGGGUUGGUGUGCAUCAUCUGGAUGAUUCUCAACAGAACAAGAACUUCACAUUCAAAUGCCACAGAGAUGGGAAUGAGAUCUAUUCUGUCAACUCUCUCAACUUCCACCCGGUACAAGGAACUUUUGCUACUGCUGGCUCAGAUGGGGCUUUCAAUUUCUGGGACAAGGAUAGCAAACAAAGACUCAAGGCAAUGUCAAGGUGCAGUCAGCCAAUUACUUGCAGUUCGUUUAACCACGAUGGGUCGAUAUUUGCAUAUGCGUCGUGCUAUGACUGGAGCAAAGGUGCAGAGAAUCACAACCCGGCAACUGCUAAAAGCAGCAUCUUCUUGCACAUGCCUCAGGAAAGUGAGGUCAAGGCGAAGCCAAGAGUAGCAACCGGCAGAAAAUGAGAUUAGCCUUUCAGUGAGAGUGGAUAAUGCUUUUAGCUGUCUUAAUAAUGUUUAAUAAUGUUAAGAGUCUUUCUUUCAUAUCAAGUAAAAGUAUCUGUCUUUCUAUCUUGGAUGUUCUCCUUUUGGCUGGCUCAGUUUGGAAUUGCUUUGUCUCAAGUACUAGUCUCUAAAACAUAAUGAAAAACUUUUGAGAUA
Raphanus sativus (radish) is the source of this 1380-nucleotide messenger RNA. Its product is annotated as protein RAE1-like. NCBI's taxonomy places the organism in Eukaryota, Viridiplantae, Streptophyta, Magnoliopsida, Brassicales, Brassicaceae. Gene Ontology annotation, biological process: transcription-dependent tethering of RNA polymerase II gene DNA at nuclear periphery; RNA export from nucleus. Bases 145 to 1185 code for a protein of 346 amino acids. Gene Ontology annotation, cellular component: nuclear pore. The transcript has 8 exons. The record is from RefSeq and is a predicted model, not a curated record. Gene Ontology annotation, molecular function: ubiquitin binding; RNA binding.